Molecule: messenger RNA, 2015 nt
Organism: Brassica oleracea var. oleracea
Lineage: Eukaryota; Viridiplantae; Streptophyta; Magnoliopsida; Brassicales; Brassicaceae
Product: serine/threonine protein phosphatase 2A 55 kDa regulatory subunit B alpha isoform
Exons: 14
Coding region: 233-1720 (495 amino acids)
Biological process (GO): peptidyl-serine dephosphorylation
Cellular component (GO): protein phosphatase type 2A complex; cytosol
Molecular function (GO): protein phosphatase regulator activity; protein binding
Source: RefSeq, a predicted model, not a curated record
UUAAGUCGAGAGAGAGAAGGGAGAGUGUUGUGUUGUGUUGUGAUCUUAUUUGUUUGUCGAAAUCUGGGAAUCAUCUUAAUACUCUCUCCUCUUCCUUUCCUCGAUUUGCCGUCAGAAAAAAAAACAACCGGCGAACUCAAUCGUAAUUGAUUUCUAGACGUGCCCCUGAUCGUCGGAUCAACCAUUGAACCUAGUUUAGGAGUGUUUUGUGUGAAUCGGAGAGAAGGAGGGAAUGAACGGUGACGAUGAGGAGAUGGUCGCAGCUUCGGUUGAUCCAUAUCUGCCUCUGGAAUGGAGAUUCUCUCAGGUCUUCGGUGAACGCAGCGCUGGUGAAGAAGUUCAAGAAGUUGAUGUGAUUUCAGCAAUCGAGUUUGAUCAUUACGGCGACCAUCUUGCUACUGGGGACCGUGGAGGACGUGUUGUUCUCUUCGAGAGGAGCGAUGUCAGAAAUAGCAGUGGAGGAGCUAGAAGGGAUCUUGAAGAAGCUGAUCACCACCCACUGAGGCAUCAGGAGUUCCGUUAUAAAACAGAGUUUCAGAGUCAUGACCCUGAGUUUGAUUAUCUCAAGAGUUUGGAGAUAGAGGAGAAGAUCAACAAAAUUAGAUGGUGUCAAACAGCCAAUGGCGCUCUUUUUCUCCUUUCCACAAACGAUAAAACCAUCAAGUAUUGGAAGGUUCAAGACAAGAAGAUGAAGAAAGUUUGUGAAGUAAAUUCAGAUCCUUCAAAAACUGGAGCGCUCGCAAGCUCUAGCAAUCCAAGCAUUACAACCGCGUGCCUUGGGAACGGAGGAGUAAUCUCAUCGCUGCGGUUCCCAGUGGUAACUAGCCAUGAGUCGAGCCCUGUGGCUAGAUGUCGGAGAGUCUAUUCUCAUGCCCAUGAUUAUCACAUCAAUUCCAUCUCAAAUAACAGCGACGGAGAAACAUUUAUUUCGGCUGAUGAUUUGCGAAUAAAUCUUUGGAAUCUGGAGAUUAGCAAUCAGAGUUUCAAUAUCGUUGAUGUCAAGCCUGAGAAAAUGGAAGAUCUAUCUGAGGUUAUCACAUCAGCAGAGUUUCAUCCUACUCAUUGCAAUAUGUUAGCUUAUAGCAGUUCCAAAGGCUCUAUUCGCCUGCUUGAUCUGCGCCAAUCAGCUUUAUGUGAUUCACAUUCCAAAUUGUUUGAGGAACCAGAGGCAGCAGGUCCUAAGUCGUUCUUCACUGAGAUAAUUGCUUCAGUGUCAGACAUCAAAUUUGCAAAAGAAGGAAGAUAUCUCCUUAGCCGUGACUACAUGACACUCAAGUUAUGGGACAUCAACAUGGAUUCAGGUCCGGUAUCAACUUUCCAGGUUCAUGAGUAUCUGAAACCGAAGCUCUGUGAUUUAUAUGAAAAUGAUUCCAUCUUUGACAAGUUUGAGUGUUGCAUAAGUGGCAAUGGACUGCGAGCAGCUACAGGUUCUUACAGCAAUAUGUUCCGUGUGUUUGGUGUUUCCCCCGGAAGUACUGAGUCUGCAACUUUAGAAGCAAGCAGGAAUCCUAUGAGGAGACAUGUCCCAGUUCCCUCGAGGCCAUCCAGACUAGGCAGUAUAGCGCGUGUUGUAGGUAGAGGAUCAGAGAGUGCAGGAGGAGUCGAUGGGAGUAGCAAUGCUCUUGAUUACAAAACAAAGUUGCUGCAUCUUGCUUGGCAUCCAAAUGAGAACUCUAUUGCUUGUGCCGCUGGAAAUAGCUUGUACAUGUACUAUGCUUAGCCACAUUACUCAGCCCAAAAAAAAGGAAAUCGCUGUAUACAUCAUCAUCAUUGAUCACAUAAGCUCUUUAAUCAUCAUGCUGGACUUGUGCACCUGGAAACUACUUUACAGGAUCAAGAAAGAAAGAGGUGAAAAUCCGAUUGAAAGAAAUCGUGAUUUUAGUAAAAGCUAAUCUCAUAUGACUUUUGGAUUGGAUAUAAGAUUAGUUUAUUUUACAAUCUUUUCUGUAAUCAUUGUUUUAUUGAUUCUUUUUUGUUAAACUUGUUUCUACUCUGUUGACUUAUUAAAAUGAGCA